Molecule: messenger RNA, 2078 nt
Organism: Oryza sativa Japonica Group (Japanese rice)
Lineage: Eukaryota; Viridiplantae; Streptophyta; Magnoliopsida; Poales; Poaceae
Source: RefSeq, a predicted model, not a curated record
ACUGCCGCCUCCCCUCCGCGCCGGCCGGCCACCACCGCGCGGCCCUCCACGACGCUGUCCGCCGCCGCGCCGCCCUCCGCGCCGCCUCCGCCUGCCGUAGCGCCGUCGUGUGACCCUGCGCACCGCCAGGCAGGCCACCGCCGCCUCCAAACCCUAGAUCGCCCCCCACCUACCUACCUACCUACCGCACGGAGACCCCUCCCAUGGCGGACGCGGCGCACCACCUCCGCCGCCGCAGCAGCGCCGCGCUCCCCCGCGGCUGGUGCUGCUCCUUCUCCGCCACCCCGCAGAGCCCCGACCACCACCGCCCGCUCUCCGCCGCGUCAGCGGCAGGAGGAGAGGGCGUCGGCGGCGGCGGCGCGCGCGGUAAGCUCCCGCCCAAGUCGCCCUCGGUCUCGCUGCCGUCCUUCCAGAGCUCCCCGUCGUCUAGGCUCGCGGGCUUCAUCGACCCCCGCCGCAUUCUCUCCCCCGGCCGCGUCUCCCCCAUAGACCCCGACGGCUCGCCGGCGGUGGCGGCUGGGGCGAAUUCGGAGGAGGAUGCGACGCCGAGGCCGUCGGUGCCGUUCGUGGCGGUGCGUGAAGAGCGGGAGGAGGAGGAGGGGAGAGGGCUGGAUCUGAAGCUGUGCCUCCGUGGUAGGGACGGGAGGAGCGUGGCGAUGGAGCUGGACUCCGCCGUGCUCUGCGAGAGCAGCGCCUUCUUCGCGGCCAUGGCGCCGCCGCCGGAGGCCACUGUCGGCGGCGGGAGCAAGAGGAUUGAGGUGGAUGGGGUGGAGAACGUGGAGGCGUUCAAGGAGACCGUGGAGCUCAUGUUCGAGGCCGAUCCCAUGCGGUGGUUCGUCAGGGCCGGCGUGUCACGAGCAAUAGGCGUGCUCGAGGUAUCUUCCUCUAUAAUGUUUGACAGAGGAAUCAAAUCAUGUUUGGAGUAUAUUGAGGCAGUUCCAUGGAAUGAGAAUGAGGAAGAGAAGCUGAAGAACCUCUUUGCUAGAUGUACUUUCGAUGAAGCAGUAUCCAAAGAUGUACUGGCAAGAUUAAAACCACAAUGCCAGAGCAUCUCAGACGAUGUUACAGUUCACCUCAUCCAAUCUGUCACAAGCAGCACCAACACUGGUGCAAGAAAAGAGAUGCAAUCUUUAGUCAAUGGUCUUCUCAGUAGAAGCUCAGUCUAUCAAAAAGAUUUGUCUGGGCUAAACAAAGGUAGCCUUUACCAGAUUUGUUGUUCCUGUUUGAAUUCACUAGUGGAGCAUUUUACGGAAGACCUCUGCUCGGACAAAAUUGUUAGAGAUAGUAAGCCUAUGAUCGAAAGAGUCAGUAAGCAAACCGAGAACCUCAACUGGCUCUUUGAUAUUCUUGUGAACAAUGAUAUGGCAGAAGAAUUUGUUGAGUUGUGGGCUAAGCAGGAAGAUCUCAUCAGCAUGCAUGGGCAAGCAUCAGCAAUGUUCAGGUACGAAUUAAGUCGGAUAUCAGCGAAUGUGUUUAUUGUCCUGGGGAAAGGGAAAGUUCAGUGCCCCAGCGAUUUGAGGAGCCAAUUGUUCUACGGAUGGUUUCGGCCCAUGUUAAUGGAUUUUGGUUGGCUUCAAAGAUGCUCCAAAGGGUUAGAUAUGAGAAUGUUGGAGGAGAAUCUCGGGCAAGCGCUUCUCACUCUUCCACUCCAGCAGCAACAGAGCCUAUUUGAAGAAUGGUUCCAAUGCUUCGCAUCCAGGGGCACAGAGUGCCCGAAUCUUAGUAGAGCUUUCCAGGUAUGGUGGAGAAGAUCAUUUGUCAGAUCAUCCCUAGAGUCACGUCGUUGAGAGUUGAGUUCACUUGUCUGCUGAUAUAUAAUCUUGUGUGUAUCAAUGUAAAAUUAGAGUUCUUGUAUUAGCUUGUAGAAUAUUCUUCUUAAUAAAUCUAGCUUAGCUGCUUCCAUUAUAUGCAACAAUGUAAGCAUAAAACUGGCCAAGAAAAAAAAACUAGAAGAUAUGUAGCAAUUUGGAUAUCGUUUGCCUUGAAGAUGGCAUCACUGUACAUGAUCUUAUUCCUGGGAAAAAUAUACAAACUGCACCAGGGAGUGUGUAGCCCUUCCCAUGUUUCAUACUACUUCA